Molecule: messenger RNA, 2763 nt
Organism: Alligator mississippiensis (American alligator)
Lineage: Eukaryota; Metazoa; Chordata; Crocodylia; Alligatoridae
Gene: VGF
Product: VGF nerve growth factor inducible
Exons: 1
Coding region: 1-1851 (616 amino acids)
Biological process (GO): regulation of synaptic plasticity; carbohydrate homeostasis
Molecular function (GO): neuropeptide hormone activity
Source: RefSeq, a predicted model, not a curated record
AUGAGGGGCCCUCGCCUGCCCCUGCUGCUGCUGUUGUCCCUGAGCCUCCUGACACGGGGCUUGCGGGCUGCCCCCCUGCCCCCCGUGCCUGCCCCCACGCCUGCCCCCGCCCCCGACCACGACCACGACCACGACCUCUUCCCCGACCUCGAUCCCCGGGUCCUGGCCGCAGCCCUGCUACAGGCACUGGGCCAGGAUGCACCGACCCCCCCAGGGCCGGACGCCUCAGACGCCCUGCAACCCCACAACUCAGAGCCGAGAGACACCGACGGCCCCCAAGACCUGGAGCCCGAGAGCCCCCGGGAUCUGGGUCCAGAGAAGAGGAGCCACUGGGGCCCAAUGCUGGAGCCCAGUAGCCCCCGAGACCCAGGCCGGGGGCCGGGAGAUGCCAGGAGCUUCUGGGGCCUAGAGCUCGGGAGCCCCCAGGAGCCGCAAGACACCAACAGCCUCCGGGGGCCCAUGCCAGGCAAGGGGCCAAGAGACACCAACAGCCUCUGGGACCCAGAGUCCAGCAGCCCCCGAGACCUGGCCUGGGGGCCCAGAAAUGCCAAGAACUUGUGGGUCCCUGAGCCAGGCAAGGGGCCAAGAGAUGCCAAGAGUUUCUGGGACCUGGAGCCGGCCAAAGGGCCAAGAGAUACCACGAGUUUCAAGGUCCCCAAGUCAGGCAAGGGGCAGAGAGAUGCCAACAGUGUCUGGGACCCAGAGCCAGGGAGCCCCCGAUACCCGGGUUGGGGGCAAAGAGAUGCCAAGAGCUCUUGGGUCCCCAAGAUGGGCAAGGGGCAGAGAGACACCAAUAAUGUCUGGGACCCAGAGCCAGGCAACCCUCGAGACCUGGGUUGGGGGCAGAGAGACGCCAAUAGUCUCUGGGACUCAGAGCCCAGUAGCCCUCAAGACCUGGGGUGGGGGCAAACAGAUGCCAAGAGCUUUUGGGUCCCCGAGUUGGGCAAAGGGCAGAGAGAUGCCAAGAGUUUCUGGGCCCCAGAGCCGGCCGAGGGCCCGAGAGACGCGAACAAUGCCUGGUCCAUGGAGCCAGGCAGCCCCCGAGCCCCGGGCUGGGGGCAGCGAGCGGCCAAUCCCCCACAGGAGGUGUUGGGGCGACGGCGAGCGCGGGACGAGGCCCCGGAGCCCAGCUGGGCAGGCGCCCGCAAGCUGCGGCAGCGCCAGACCCUGGAGCACCAGCUGCUGGAGCGGCGCUACCAAGAGCUGGCCGAGAGCCGGCGCCAGGCGCAGGAGGCACGGCAGCUAGCGGCACGUGAGGAGCGCCUGGCUGACCUGGCCUCCGACCUGCUGCUGCGCUACCUGCUGCGGGGCCACGACGGCGACGACGACAGUGCCACCGGCACUGAUGAGGAGCAGGAGGAUUCGGACACUGGGCGUGCCGGGGCUCUGCUCUUCGAGGAUGAGGUGGCCGAGGACAAGCGGUCACAGGAAGAUGAUGGCGCUGCCGGUGCUGACGAGGAUGAGAUCGACCCCAGCACCAUUGACCAGCUCAUUGAGGUGUCGAGCCAGCUGCACCUGCCUGCACAGGACGUCGUGGACCUGCUCAAUGAGGUGGAGGAGAGCAAAAGGAAGAGGAAGCAGGAGCCCCUGACCCCACCCCUGGCAAAGGUCAAGGUCACGGAGCCUGAGACUGAUGAGGCCGAGGAGGCUUGGAACGAAUUGCUGCCCCCCCCGCCGCCACGCCGCCCCGUCUCCAACCACCUCCAGGCCCGGACUGAGGGCACUGGUGCCCGCCGCGGCCAAGGUCGCGGCCAUGGCCCCCCCACUGCAGCCCAGGGGCGCCAGGAGGACGAGGAGCUGGAGAACUAUAUUGAGCGGGUGCUGAUGCCACAGCCCCAGGGUUUCCCCUGAGGGCACUGAGCCCCCUCCCCCAGCCCCAAAUUGCGCCCCCCAUGAUGUGUGGGAUCCCCGUGUGUCACCCCCCCCCCGUGGUGCAUGAAAAGAUGGGGCUGCGCCAGCAGGGGCCAAUGGCGUGCGCCCCCCCCAUCCUGCCCCUCCUUGUCCUGACACCCCCCCACCCUGGGGCCCAGCCUCAAGGCAUGCCAGGGACACAGGCAUCUGGGACACACACACACACACACACACACACACACACACACACACACACGGGAGCCAGGAAUCCAUGACACACGUGUACACAGAUGUACACACACAGACAUGGAACCCAGGUGUCCAGGAUGCGCACACACAUGCACACACACAAGCGCACACAGCCAGGGAUCCACAACACAUGCACGUGGAACCCAGGUGUCCGAGAGCAGCAGCCAGACCGGAGCCAGUCCCAGGUGAUUGGGGCGCUGGCAGGAUAGACCAGACAGGUAGCAUAGAUCCUGUGCCCUCUGACCCCUGGGAAGCGAUGCAGGUUUUGGGGGGGACAUUUCUCCACCCAGUUGACCUCUGACCCCCAUUUGGGCUCCCCUGGUGUUUGGAGAACCCCAGCAUCCAGCACACAUGCACACGCGCGCACACACACACACGCACACACACACACACCACCCGGGCAUAGGGGACAAUCCCUCCCCCCAGCUUGGCCCCCACCCCCCCCGAGACAGGUCAUUAGGGUCCCAGGCUAACUAACUGGCAUGGGGGGGAGAAGCCAGGGUGCCCUCGCGUGUAUAACCCCCUCCCGCCCCAUGUGUGUGCGAGAUUCGUAGCUUCGUGCCCCCCAAACUCCUGUGACCUCUGACCCCCCAUGACUCCCGACCCCGCUGCUGUACAUAGGCGGAUGCUAGUUUUGCUAACAAAAUAAAAGCAACUAUUUUA